Molecule: messenger RNA, 934 nt
Organism: Ziziphus jujuba (common jujube)
Lineage: Eukaryota; Viridiplantae; Streptophyta; Magnoliopsida; Rosales; Rhamnaceae
Exons: 4
Coding region: 1-852 (283 amino acids)
Biological process (GO): lipid metabolic process
Molecular function (GO): oxidoreductase activity, acting on the CH-CH group of donors
Source: RefSeq, a predicted model, not a curated record
AUGUCGGUUCAAGAGAGGCGGUGGGAAAAAACAAACACUUCAGCUCGGCCUUUCCUGUGGAACAUUUGCAGAACAUCUAAAGAGAGAAAAUAUUAUUCAAGCAAGAAAUCAAUAAUUUCAUUAGCUCUUUAUGGGAUCUCAGAGAUGGUAGGAAAGCACUUGAAUUACUUAAAAUUCUGGAAUGUUACUUAUUAUGAAAAUAAUUCUCAUCAACGACCCACAAAGCAAUUAAGGGUGUCAGGAAGAACAGGCAUGCUUUUUCUUUAUACUCCAUCCUUUCUCGUUGCUUUCACAUCUUUGCUGUUUUUCUCCAAUGGUGAUAUCAGAGUUCUGCUGCUUAAAUAUGCUCUAGCCCUCCAUUUCUUCAAAAGGAUCUUUGAGGUUCUGUUUGUUCACAGAUUUAGUGGACAGAUGGUUGUUGAUAGUGCUAUUGUGAUUUCACUGACUUACUUCUCUUCCACAGCAACCAUGAUUUAUACUCAGCACCUAACACAAGUGCUUCAAGGCCCACCAAUUGAUUUGAAGUACAUUGGGGUUUUGCUGUUUCUAACGGGUAUAUGUGGGAAUUUCUACCACCAUUACCUUCUUUCUCAACUAAGAGGAAAGGGUGAGAAAGAGUAUAAGAUUCCUAAGGGUGGUCUGUUUGGGCUCGUCAUUGGCCCCCACUACCUGUUUAAGAUAAUUGCAUUUGUUAGGGUGUCUUUUAUUUCUCAAACAGUCUACGCAUUCUGCUUCACAAUAGGCACGCUUUUCUACUUGAUGGGAAGGAGUUAUGCAACUAGGAGGUGGUACCUUUCCAAGUUUGAAGAUUUCCCACAACAUGUCAAAGCUCUUCUUCCAUAUGUGUUUUAGAGACUACUGUUUUUGUUAUAAAUUAUACUUGGUUAUGCAGAAAAUUAAGGUAGCUAGAAGGCUGCUAUUUCAUUUUACUGCU